AUGCCUGAUAAUAAAACGAGCGACACCACAAAGUCAUCGGUGUUCAAUGAUGACGAUUCGCCAGCUGCAUUUUCAAUAUUGCUAGGGACCAGCACAGAGUCAACGGGAGGAGACCCAACGGGAAUGAUCUCAAUUCUAAUACAAGACGAUGAAAAUCAUUGCACGGAUCGAAUGCUUCUUCGAUAUUCUCAUACUCAUCCUUCGGCAUUUUGUAAGGGACAUACAGAUUUAUUCGUUAUUUCGCAACAGCCAAGUCUGGGAAAUCUGGACAGCAUUGAAAUAUUCUUCAAUGAUCGCGAAAACCCCUUAGAAAACCCAUGGAAAUUGCGAAGUUGUGUGGUUUUCCAUCACGAAAAUGGAAAGAUUUACAAUUUCGAAAUUGAUGAAUCGAAAUCAAACAAGAACACAUUCAUUCUGCGCGCUAAAGGAGACCCAGUCCAAUUGAUUCCGACAAAGCUUCCAAACCCGUUCAAAUAA
Molecule: messenger RNA, 477 nt
Organism: Caenorhabditis bovis
Lineage: Eukaryota; Metazoa; Nematoda; Chromadorea; Rhabditida; Rhabditidae
Source: the annotation of a GenBank genome assembly